AUGGCAUCUCACAAUUCUGCCUCAGGUGCUCCCAGGCGCUCUUAUGCUGUUCCACCGGCAUCCCAUCCACCAGCUAAAAACGACCCAUACCAUGGCCAGGAGUCCCUCGCAAAACUAGCUGCACGCUUCAUCACUCAUCUAUUCGCUUGCCCAGAGUACCCCCAGUCGGCCACUCAGUCCCAGGCAAAGCUCCCCUAUUUCAUCGCCUAUGCUCUCCACCGCACAAAGUUACAUGCCGCUGUCACCUUUGCUGCUCUCGUUCUUCUCCAGCGUCUCAAGGCCCGCUUUCCCUCUGCCCGUGGCUCUUCUGGCCACCGUCUCUUCAUCUCUGCUUAUAUGAUUUCUUCAAAAGUCAUGUGCGAUGACACCUACUCAAACAAGUCCUGGUGUAUUGUCGCUCAGGGCAUGUUUUCUCUGCGCGAGGUCAAUCAGAUGGAGCGCGAAAUGUGCACCUAUCUCGACUGGGAACUCACUGUAGACGACCCCAUACUCACAAAUUUCGAAAACGCCGUCCGCACUGACUUUGCCCAGAGCAAGGCACAGUAUCCAAAUUAUCCUACCACUUUCGUAUCAAAACGAGCUGCCAGAGCAGAGGCUUCCAGCACAAGUACUCCCUUCCAAGAGAAAUCUGGCACCACCAGUCCCGUACCAGGCUUCCCCGCAGAGCGCAAUCCAGCUCCAAAAAUCCCAGGCGCACCUGGAACGCCCACAAAGGGCCCUUGGGGUGCCGAUCCAAACACUCCCGAUACCCCCUCCCCAACCUUCUCAAACACAACUUCUCCUACAUCUUCUGGUUCUCCUGCUACUCCCGUUGGCGGUCCAGAAACGAAUCCAAAGAUUCGCGGCAUCGACACUUCUCCACAUUUUGGCUUGACAGACGGUGUUCCUGCAACACAUCCUCUAAAGCCGAAAAUGUUCGCUUUUGCGGUGCCUUCUGGCUGGUAG
Molecule: messenger RNA, 945 nt
Organism: Psilocybe cubensis
Lineage: Eukaryota; Fungi; Basidiomycota; Agaricomycetes; Agaricales; Agrocybaceae
Exons: 2
Coding region: 1-945 (314 amino acids)
Biological process (GO): regulation of cyclin-dependent protein serine/threonine kinase activity
Cellular component (GO): cyclin-dependent protein kinase holoenzyme complex; nucleus
Molecular function (GO): protein kinase binding; cyclin-dependent protein serine/threonine kinase regulator activity
Source: RefSeq, a predicted model, not a curated record